This is a messenger RNA of Oreochromis niloticus (Nile tilapia), 1173 nucleotides long. RefSeq lists its product as uncharacterized. The coding region runs from base 48 to 758 and encodes 236 amino acids. NCBI's taxonomy places the organism in Eukaryota, Metazoa, Chordata, Actinopteri, Cichliformes, Cichlidae. The record is from RefSeq and is a predicted model, not a curated record. The transcript has 6 exons.
UCUAGAACACAUUUAAAGUCUGAAGCCACACUAUCAGCAGACGAGCCAUGAUGGAGUUUGUUCACGUUGCUGUAGCUGUGCUCGGUCUUCUGUCUCUUGGACACUCAGCUCCUGUGACAAGCUGUGAGAAUCUACUCCAGCCUCGUGAAAUCUACGGAAGUCAGCUGCUGGGCAAAUGGAUGCUACUUGCAGAGAGCACAAGCAUACCUGGAUCCAAAAUGCUGCUACAGAUGCUUAUGGAAAAUACCUGGGUGAAGAUCACCGCUGCCAGUGAAGCCGAUACAUUUCACAGUCUCCAAAUUCAAAAAAUGAUGGGCAAGUGCUUCACAUGGAAAAAAAACAUGACUUUGGUUAACAACACUCUCACUGUGGUGGGGGAUUACCGAGUGUCUGGUGUCCUGCUGAAUACUGGCUGCCCUGACUGUCUUGUUAUCUACUUAAAUAUGACCAUGGGAAGAAUCAAAGUCAGAGCUCUCCAGCUCCUGAGUACGAGAGUUAGGGUGUCUGCAGCUGAGCUGGAAGAGUUUACAAAGCAGGCAGAGUGUCUGAACCUACAACCACCUGCUAUCAUGGACUUAGAAGAGGGUUUGUGCCCAGAUCCAACUCUUGCCCCAGAAACAAAUUUCACUGAUCGAACCACAGACACCAUAAGCUCUGAAGAGCUCAGCCUUCUAGAAGAACUUCUCAGUAGUGAAAGUGGAGUGAAGACCUUUUUGGAUAUGAUCCGAAGAAGUAUGGCUUCAUUCAAGCAAGACUGAUGGCUCUGCCUGUGAAGAAUAUUGCCACUAAAAAUGAAGAUGCUAAAAAAGAAGCACGACUGUUUUUUCCUCUGUGGCAAUUUGUUCUGUGUCAUCAGUGUAAUUUAGAUUUAGUUUCAUUGAACUGACAUAAAACUGACAAUGUGAGCCUGCUUUAAGAAGAAAAGAUGAUAGCACAUGAGUAAAUUAGUUUAGUCACUUUAAUGCACCAUGUACUAAAGACCCAAUCAACAAACCAUGAUAAAGUUUGUUCAUGUUGCUCCGGUUGGGCUCAGUCUGCUGAUUGUCAUGUAUUGAUAUAUGGCUAUGUCUUAAGGUGAUGACUUUUGAACCGGAUGUUGUUGUCCGAAGGAGGCCCCGUUAAGUGGCUAGUUGUCAGAUCAACAGUAUUCAAUAAAGCAAGAUAAGGACCGUG